AUGAUUCUGAGAAGCCAACAAAGAAAACUACGAUUAGGGAUUCCUCCGGCAUUCCAGACAAUCGAUUUCCACGGGACAAGAGAUUAUCACCAAGAGACAUUGGAUUAUCUAAAGACAGCCGUGAAGAUCACGAAGAAGCUUUGUGAUCGAGUUAAUUUGAUACAAGCGUUAAUCAAAUGGUUGGAGGAAGAGUCAUCCAGCAAAUUCUAAGGAGGAAGCUUCACUCCCAAUCUGUUGUGAGACUCUUUUAGUCUUAAAUCUUUUCUUUCUUCUGUUAUUCUAUUUUGAUUUGUGUUCGGGAUUUUUUCACUCGUUAUGUAUGAUUUCAGCUGGGGAUCUAUUUUAAUUUUUAAGAGAGGAUUCUCAUGAUUCUUUGUUAUUUGGGUUCUUCUAUUUGCAUUGGCUAAUUGUUUCAUUUAUUUUUAUUUUUAUUGUAUCAAUUUAAGUAAGAAAAAAAAGUUACAAUACAAAAAAAAUUAUAACAAUUGUGUGAUUGUGUUACUAAAUGUGACGGUUUGUGAUAAUAUUGUGGUCACUAAUUGUGUUAUUUUUGUGAUUAUAAUUUAGUCACUAGUUAUGACAAAUUUUGUGAUAUUAUUUUUGUUAUAAUUUAUAGCAGAUCAGUGACAUAAAUAUAGUAAGAAUUUGUUAUAAA
Molecule: messenger RNA, 655 nt
Organism: Thlaspi arvense
Lineage: Eukaryota; Viridiplantae; Streptophyta; Magnoliopsida; Brassicales; Brassicaceae
Source: the annotation of a GenBank genome assembly